CGUCGGUGAAAUUUGUAUAUCCCCAUUUCAUUUUCCUCCCCAAACCAAAACCCUAAACAACACAGGUGCCCAAAGCAACACUCUUCCUCGAAAGAUUCUGACAAAUUUUCCAGGAAAAUUUUCCCAAAUCAAUGGCGUCCUCCUCGAGUUCUUCGCCGCCACAGUUGGAGGCGAACGAGACUCGUAACUGGGUGGAGCUUCCUCGAGACGUGAUGGCGAUGAUUCUUCACAAGCUCGGUGCGAUUCACAUACUCGAGAGUGCUCAGAAAGUGUGUAUGACUUGGCGUAACAUCUGCAAAGACCCAGCAAUGUGGAGGUCCAUCGACAUGCGCAAUCUCGGAGACCUAUGGAGCAUGCCCUACAAUCUCGAGAAGAUGGCUAGGCAUGCCAUCGAUCGAAGCUGUGGAGAACUUGUAGACAUCAAUCUCGAGUAUUUCGUCACCGAUGAACUCCUUCAGUACUUGGCCGAUCGAGCGAGUCAGCUGAGACGUCUUCGACUUGCGUGUUGCUCUGAGAUUUCAGAUGAGGGUUUGAGUGAAGCUGCUAAAAAACUACCAUUAUUGGAGGAGCUUCACAUUUAUUUGAGCCCACUUUCAAAAGUGUCCCUUGAGACUGUUGGGCGUUGCUGCCCUCGUCUGAAAUCUCUGAAAUUUAAUGAUCGAGGGUCCAGGUCCUCAUACGUGGGGUGUGAUGAUGAGGUUGCGGUGGUUAUCGGAGAAACCAUGCCUGGAUUACAUGAUCUUCAGCUCUUUGGAAAUAAGAUGACGAAUGAUGGGUUGCAGGCUAUUCUCAACGGCUGUCCCCACCUUGAAUCCCUGGACCUGCGGCAGUGUUUCAAUGUUCAUCUUGUAGGACCUUUUGGGAAAAGAUGUUCUGAACGGGUCAAAGUUCUUCAGCGUCCGUACGAUCCCACCGAUGACUAUGAGUUUGAUACAACUGUUUGUGAUGAUGAUGAGGAUUCAUUUGAUGAUGAGUACCCAUCUGGGUUUUCUGAGAUCGACUUCUUGUCUGACGUUGACAAUGAUUAUGAAUUCUCAGGCGGCGGCAGUGAUUAUUCCGACUAUGGAGAGCUGUUUUUUGAUGACUACUAAUCCUCUGUUGGGUUGAAAAGCCCAGGGUGGAGAUCGAUUGAUAGGAUGGCUAAAACAUAAAGUGGGUUAGGUCUGGCUCUUAUUAUCCGACUUAUGUUGUAGCUUUUGUCCGUAAGGGGGGGUGGGGGGUUUGUUUAUGACUGCUAUGUCUCUCUAGUUAUAUUUUCAUAUGACUUUUCAUGUUUUGGUUUUGUCUGCCUCUGUUUCUGUAGAAAGAUAUCAUCAUGAUGUGUUUAGUUGGACUUUGGUUCUUGUUGUGAAACAAAUAAUAUUCUUCUGGUUUAUAUAAAGAAAAAUGCCUUUUAGCUCGAGGA
This is a messenger RNA of Camellia sinensis, 1405 nucleotides long. RefSeq names its product F-box protein SKIP19. Gene Ontology annotation, molecular function: protein binding. The record is from RefSeq and is a predicted model, not a curated record. Lineage: Eukaryota; Viridiplantae; Streptophyta; Magnoliopsida; Ericales; Theaceae.